AUGCGGCCACUUCUCAACUCAGCGGCAGAUGCCAUCGGCUGCACACCUCUCGUGCGUCUAGAUCGCAUCACGUCCUCUCUCGGACUCGACGGAACUAUCGUUGCCAAGCUCGACUACCUAAAUCCCGGAGGAUCGAAAAAAGACCGUGUCGCGUUCGGCAUCAUCGAAGAAGCAGAGAGACUGGGCACACUCAAGCCCGAGCAAGCGGUCGUCGAGCUCACGAGUGGCAACACAGGAACUGGCCUCUCGAUCGUCUGCGCAAUCAAAGGCUACAGAUUCAUCGCCGUCAUGUCUAAGGGGAACUCCAUCGAACGUGCUCGCAUGAUGGCGGCUUUGGGCGCUGAGGUCGUUCUCGUUGACCAAAUGCCUGGUUCGAUACCGGGACAGGUUUCAGGCCCGGACCUAAGACUUGUCGAAGAGAAAGCGAAGCAGAUCGAAAACGAGCUCGGGGCCUUCCGUGCUGACCAGUUCACACGCGAUGGAAACUGGCUGACCCACUACGACGGGACUGGCACGGAGCUAUGGGAACAGACCAACGGCAAUCUUGAUGGAUUCGUUGACUACGUCGGCUCGGGAGGCACCCGGUCUCACAAGCAGAACAUCCCAUUCAGGGAGGAGGCUACGUGA
This is a messenger RNA of Colletotrichum chrysophilum, 627 nucleotides long. RefSeq lists its product as uncharacterized. The coding region runs from base 1 to 627 and encodes 208 amino acids. The record is from RefSeq and is a predicted model, not a curated record. The transcript is spliced from 2 exons. Gene Ontology annotation, molecular function: cysteine synthase activity. NCBI's taxonomy places the organism in Eukaryota, Fungi, Ascomycota, Sordariomycetes, Glomerellales, Glomerellaceae. Gene Ontology annotation, cellular component: cytoplasm.